GUGGAAGCGACUGCCGCCAACGGGCGCUCCUCGACGCCGAGCGACCGAUUCUCUCGAGUGCCCUUACCGCCGAAGGAUCGUCGUCGAAGGCAAUAUCCAAAAGGAAGGAAAAAGUGCACAAACAAGCGCGACACCGCGCUACGUGAAGUCCCGUCGCUCUCACUGACGUUUUCGUUGUAUUGUUAAUGAGACGACAAUUAGUUGACGGGAAUUAACCUCGCGGCGUACCGAGUGACAAGCAGAUUUCUCAACGAAGCGAUUUAAUACAGCCUGCUCGCUUGAUUUGGUUCCUUAAUUCCUACCGGCGAAUGAAAACUUGCAUUUAGAUGUAUAAUAGACCUUCUUGCCAUGCAACGUUAGCUGUUAAUACACAACUCGCAUGAGAGUGUAAAAGUUUGAUUCACCUUGUGAAUAUAUGAUGAAUAUAGCCUGACAUCAAUAGAGUGAUUUAUGUUGCAAGACCAGCAUCGGAGGGGCAUUGUAUUAUAGAAAAUGAGUGAGACCAUCCCAACGAAUGAUGUACCUGAGAGCAACGGCGCAAUGGAGCAAGCUGCUUACAAUGGGGAAACAGAGGAACACACCACCAAGUCUCCAGUGAGUAUAGAGGAGAAGGCCCCGGAUUCAGUGUGCGACAAUGGUGUAAAAAGGAGUGCCACUGUCACUGGGAACACUCCGAAUAGAACAAAAAAACGCAAGAAAGCUCCCAGAGAUGCUACCGCACCAAGACAGCCUCUGAGUGGUUACUUCCUGUUCUUAAAUGACCGAAGAGAGAAGGUCCGAAACCAGAAUCCAAGCUUAACGUUCACGGAGAUUACAAAGCUUCUAGCUGCAGAAUGGAGUAAAUUGCCGAUCGAUCAAAAACAGCAUUAUUUAGAUGCGGCUGAACAAGACAAAGAGCGCUAUAAUCGCGAGUUUAGUGAUUAUAAGCAAACAGAGGCGUACCGAUUGUUUAAUGAAAAACAAUCAGAAAGACAAAAUGAAAAUAAGAAGGAGAGAAACGGCACAGACGUAAAUGCUGAACAGAAUGAUGUUCAGCAGGAUAAGGACAAUGACUUCACAGGCUUUGAUAUCCCUAUUUUUACAGAAGAAUUCCUGGAUCAUAACAAAGCCUGUGAGGCUGAAUUGAGACAACUGCGAAAAGCUACGUCCGAUUAUGAAGCUCAGAAUGCAGUUCUCCAGCGACAUGUAGACAGUCUACACGCAGCCGUGAAUCGUUUGGAGUCCGAAACUAAUCAACAACGAACGACCAACCAAGCUCUGCAGCGUCAUUUGGAUUCUCUUCGUUCUCAAUUGGCAGGCUGCUUCGCCACCAUACCGCUUCCAGGCACGCACGACGGUGCUACGUUACAAAACAUCGACAGUUAUUUCGAGAGAUUGGACUCUCUAUUGAGUGGCAAUGCCGAACAAAGUCUACGUAAUGCCGUACGUGGUGCUGUGUCUCGUCUUGAGUUAAUUGGAUGACGAUCGCCUCCGGGCAAUACAACCAGUGCGUCGGUCAAACAUCAUCGUUCGAGGCAUUCACAUCGAAAGUAACAGAGAAAAUUUAGAUAUUAUUUUUAGCAGUUUGUAAAUUCCACCUUCUUAUACCUCACAGGUAGGACCGACGAUUGCCAGUUAUUUAAAGUGAAUUUACGUGUGUGUCGCGACUAAUUAAUACUUGUAUCUUUAUAGUAUACGUGACAAUAAUUUACACUUUAUUUUAUAUACUUAUUUUGAUCGAAAUUUUGUUUCAAAUAUAAUCUAGGUAAUAUGAAUUUGAGCCAACUUGUGUAUUUAUGUACAUUGAAAUAGUCCAUCAAAUUAUUGUUAAUUCUCGGUGAUUAAUUUAAAAAUUUAGAAAAUCUAAAUUUGUCAUUAGAAUAUUUAACAUUUAUUAAUUAUUAUUAAUAAAUUUUUGUGAUCCUAUCA
Messenger RNA from Solenopsis invicta (red fire ant), 1908 nucleotides. It is a transcript of the gene Hmg-2, whose product is annotated as high mobility group protein 20A. Gene Ontology annotation, biological process: regulation of gene expression. The transcript has 9 exons. Gene Ontology annotation, cellular component: nucleus. Bases 493 to 1461 code for a protein of 322 amino acids. The record is from RefSeq and is a predicted model, not a curated record. NCBI's taxonomy places the organism in Eukaryota, Metazoa, Arthropoda, Insecta, Hymenoptera, Formicidae.